AUGCAGAGAGGAAAGAUGUGUAAGUCCAAGUUCCAGGCCAAGAAAGCUGAGAAGCUGACCUUGUCUGGGUGUAGCAUCACCAAGAGUAUCGAACCCACUUACUGCGGCAUCUGCACCGACAAAUGCUGCUGCGUCCCCAACAAAUCCAAAAUGGUGGCCGUCAACUUCAAGUGCAACGGCGGCUCCAACGUGCGCUGGAAGAUGCAAUGGAUAACGUCCUGCGUGUGCCAGAGUAUGUGCGACGACCCUGGGGACAUGUUCGCAGAGCUACGCUUCUUCUAGCACAUUCUCUAGCAUCUAUAUCAACCUUUGAGCCUCAUCCAUAUCCCUGCCUACAGAUUCCAACACAGGCCCGGCCUUACUGCCUCUGACCGAGUCAUCCAUAUCCCUGCCUACAGAUUCCAACACAGGCCCGGCCUUACUGCCUCUGAC
Molecule: messenger RNA, 432 nt
Organism: Oncorhynchus nerka (sockeye salmon)
Lineage: Eukaryota; Metazoa; Chordata; Actinopteri; Salmoniformes; Salmonidae
Product: cellular communication network factor 6-like
Exons: 1
Coding region: 1-282 (93 amino acids)
Biological process (GO): signal transduction; cell adhesion
Cellular component (GO): extracellular matrix
Molecular function (GO): heparin binding; integrin binding
Source: RefSeq, a predicted model, not a curated record